Passer montanus (Eurasian tree sparrow) is the source of this 687-nucleotide messenger RNA. Its product is annotated as cell death regulator Aven-like. Bases 35 to 490 code for a protein of 151 amino acids. The record is from RefSeq and is a predicted model, not a curated record. The transcript is spliced from 3 exons. NCBI's taxonomy places the organism in Eukaryota, Metazoa, Chordata, Aves, Passeriformes, Passeridae.
CUCCGGUUCUGUGGUCCGGUUGUAGACGGUGCCCAUGGCUGGGCAGCCGGCUGUCAGCUGGGAGAAACCGAAAGCAGCAGGGAAGGGGCGGCGGGCGGGACGGGAGCGGGGAGGGCGAGAGGCCCCGGAGCCCCGGGGCCCCGGGGCGGCCGUUGCCCCGGCCGUUGGGCCCGGCGGCGCGCCCCCUGGCGGCCGCGGGCGGCAGCGUGAGGGACGGCGCGGAGCGCGGGGCCGCCUCAGGCCCGCUCUGGGCUCCGCUCGCCAGCCGGGGCUUGCAGGAGCUGGGGGAACUGCAGCUCAAGAGGACAAAGCAGCCAGCCCAGGAACCUUGGUCUCAUCAGAGGGAAACAACAAGCCAAAGACAUCAGGUUACACAGAAAUAUUCUCAGCCCUAGGGAGGCCACGCCUGAAUUGCUGUGUCCAGAUUUGGGCUCCUCAGGACAAGAUAUGGAGCUCCUGGAUCAGGUCCCGUGGAGGAGAACAAAAAUGAUUAAGGGAAGGGAGCAUCUCUCUCACAAGGAAAGGCUGAGGGAGCUGGGUCUAUUCAGCCUCCAAAAUAGAUGGCUGAGAGGGGACCUCAUCAAUGUCUGCCAGUAUCCAAAGGAGGGGUGCCAAGAGGAUGGAGCCAGGCUCUUCUUGGUGGUGCCCCGCAAUAGGGCAAGAGGAAACAGCCAGAAAGUGAUGCAC